AUGGCGAUGCUAGUGUUGUGUGUUGUGAGCUACUGGCAAGUGCAUGGCCCAUCGCAGGAUCCGCCCAAGUCUUCCUCCUGCAUCAUCGACGAUGACAUGGAGGCGCGAGGACGAGGAGGAUUCGACGCAGUGUUCCCUGAGGACCGCAAGUGGUAUCCUGCGAGAGUUGUCUCCAGGUCUUUCAGGGUCUCCAAGGUAGAGUUCGUCGGGUACGAGGAGGACGGGGAGUACGAGGUCAGGAGCGAAGACAUCCGUCCUUCUCUCUCCGACAUCUUCAUACUCGUCUCCACAUCCAGCGCAGACGAGACUCGGCUCAGAGUGCAGGUGGAGGCGGACGCGACGGUCGAGGAGCUCAAACGUCAUGUGGAGGCAAGACUCCAGACCCCCAGCACGAGGGUGAGGCUGAUCUACCAAGGCAGAGAGCUGACGGACCCAACUUGCCGUCUCUACAGCGACUGCUCGAUAAGAACCAACAGCACUCUACACCUGUCCGUUAAACAUGGUGAUGAGGAUGGCGAGGAUGGGGGGGAGAAGUUCGCUGUAAGAGCGCGGGGGGCUGGGGGAGGUGACGGAGGAGACUUUCCUGCUUUGAUGAAGAGACCGACGAGUCAUCAACUGGCGCACAAAAAGAAGAACCAGAAGGCCAAAAGCGCGAGCAAGCGAGGGGCAGGAGAUUGGUGGUCCUCGCUCGAUGGCGAUGACGUCAUCUCUUUGGAUCCCCUUUGCGACCUUUCGUAUGAACCAUUCUUCCUUCCUGCCAAUGCAGGGGACGAACCAGCCGACCGGGGUCGAGCUGGUUGGGUAGACUCCUACAAUUUCUUCGACGGCAAGGUCUUGUCCAGAUAUCUUGUCUCGACGGGAAAUUUCUCCCACCCCGUGAGCAGGAGAUCGUUGGGUCGCGCCGAAUGCGUGCGGCUGGACGGCUACAUGGAGAAGAAUGGCUUCGGCGAGGCAGGAGUAGUGCACGCGUUCGACCUCAAGGACGACAAGACUGAUAACGGCAGGAACCACCUGGAGGCGCUGCAACGAGAGGCCGAGUCGAUCCUCCAAUCGCUCUUCUCCAACGCUCAGAGAGAUUAUCCGUCAAGGCGUCAUAGUCAGCCUCGUCCUCGUCGGGUGGAGGACUCGUUGAGCCUCGCGGCCCCUCCCCCUCUGCGCCAAGACGUUGUCCAGUCGAGGAUCGUGGACGACGACGAGGAGGCAGGCAUCGUUCAGCACCAGCAGAUGAUGCAGGAGAGCUGGCCCGAGCUGCCCCGCUUGCAGCAUCGCUCCAAGCCAGAAAUGGUGCAUGCUCCUGCAGACUUCGGUUCCACACGGCAGGGGGAGGAGGAGGGGGAGGAGGUGGGAGCAGGAGAAGAGGAGGUGGAGGCGUUUCCCUCAGAGCCCUCGGAGCCUUGGGCCGAGCAGGACGAUGCCACGGUUGUUGACAUCUCGCGGAUCAGCUGGCCAUGGAGGUGGACGGCCUCUGCCACGUCAGCGAUCAAGGACGUCGAGGACCCCGGCCUGCAGGUUCUGCUGGAGAGGCAGAUGGGAGGAGCAGCUCGAGACUUUCGGUUUGAGGAGGAGAUCUCUUUCAUCGAGCAUCAACUCCAGCAGGCAACAAGCUGCGGGCGCUCCUUGGUCGAGCUCGGAUUCCAGGUGAAGCGAGUCUGUGUGCUGCAGAGCUCGGAGGUGGAAGAGAAGUUCGCGGGGUCUGUGAGGUCCUUGCAGUUUGACGUCUGGGCACGAGAGGGCUGGAGGGAGGAAGCAUGUGCGCAGGGCCCUUCGGGAGGAAGGAAAUUCUUUUGGAAUGCAGAGACGAGGGAGAGCCGGUGGACUCCUCCUGCUCUUCCUGCCCUGGAGGGGUUAGAGGUUGGAGGAUCCGAGGCUGAGGGGGAGCAGGAGGGGGGGGCAGGCUGGCAGGUCUGUGUCGGAGGCUUUCCUGCUGUGAUGAGCUGGAGGACGAUGAGCAGCGACAUGCUGAAGGGGAUCAAGAAAGGAGCGAAGAAACUCCUGGAGGAAGUGAGGAGGGAAGACGAGGUCGUCGCUGCUGACCUGUUGGAUGACUUGGACCAAGCUUCUCUGGAGAAGGGCGGGAGCCAGCUGGUCUGCACUGAGCUGCCUGCUGCUCUUGCCCUUGCUGCGCGACGAGCAGGACUAGAGGUGGAGGGGGUGGAGGACAUCGACGAAGGAGCAGAGCUAAGCCUGCUGCUCGGUCUGUCGGUGCUUGGGGAGGAGGACAGAGACUGGAGCCUCGUGGCCGAUCCCUCCAACGACGGCUUGCGUGCAGUUCAGCUUCGUGACCACCGAUGGACCUUGAGACGCUUCGUCGUCACUGUUUGUCGCCUGGAGGGUGCAACGAUCCGCUACACUAUGGAUGGGAGCGACCCUCUUAACGACGAGCAGCUGGAGACGGGUCGGGUGCAGUCGUACGACCGGCCCUUCAUCCUCGGGCAAGGCACCUUCAACAUCCGCGCGGUUGCGAUGAAACUCGGCAUGGCCGACAGCCUCGAGUCUCGUGCCCUUUACAUCGUGAAAGCGAGAUGUGCUCCUCCUUGUUUCAGCCCAAACGUCGCCGAGCUCUGCGCUGGCAACAAGAUCUCCAUGUCGACACGCACGUGGGAAGUACUUCCAGACGCCAAGAUUCACUUCACCCUCGAGAAGGUGGAGGAGCCGCAGGGGGAUGGAGGUCAACGGGUGCGGGCUCGCCAGGGGUUCUUCCAAGAGCCGCUGGUCCUGCAUGAGGAAGGGGUCUGGAGCAUCCGAGCAGUCACCAUGCACACAAGCAUGCUGCCCUCAGAGAGCUCCUCUGUCAGGAUUGUUGUCCGUGCACGAGAGGAGAGGACAGGGACGAGCGAGGAGCAACCGGCUGGCAGCGAGCAGCGAGCUCCUGUUGCACAGCAGGGGGGGAUGGGAAGGAGGUGGUCGCCUGUGACCUUGUCUCUUGUCGUCGCGGUCUUCGCUGCUCUUGUUGCUUUCUUCCUAUCAAGACCGGUGACUUGA
Guillardia theta CCMP2712 is the source of this 2982-nucleotide messenger RNA. RefSeq lists its product as hypothetical. Bases 1 to 2982 code for a protein of 993 amino acids. The record is from RefSeq and is a predicted model, not a curated record. Gene Ontology annotation, biological process: ubiquitin-dependent protein catabolic process. Lineage: Eukaryota; Cryptophyceae; Pyrenomonadales; Geminigeraceae. Gene Ontology annotation, molecular function: polyubiquitin modification-dependent protein binding. The transcript has 7 exons. Gene Ontology annotation, cellular component: cytosol.